Molecule: messenger RNA, 1808 nt
Organism: Protopterus annectens (West African lungfish)
Lineage: Eukaryota; Metazoa; Chordata; Ceratodontiformes; Protopteridae
Gene: CDCA7
Product: cell division cycle associated 7
Biological process (GO): regulation of DNA-templated transcription
Cellular component (GO): nucleus
Source: RefSeq, a predicted model, not a curated record
GCAGCUGGGCCCCGCCCCCGGUACAAAUACAGUUCGCGCGCUGCCUCACUCUCAGUGCCCUGUUAGUACUGUACUAUUAGGAGCUGUACUUUUAGCGGGUUUCCAGCUGAGCUUGGACUGUUAAGGUGUUUUGAAACCAUGACUCGUUCUGGGAGAAACAGGCAAGCAAUCACUUCAAGAAAGCCUGGUGUCCGGAAGUUUAAAAAUGUCUCUCUGAUUCCCAUGGAAACAUCAUCUGAUGACAGCUGUGACAGUUAUGCUUCUGAUAGUUUUGCAAACACGAAGCGGCCCAAAUCACAGUUGAAACAACUCGAAAAGGAACUAGCCAAGUCCCUUUAUAAGGAUUUUUCUAGCUUCACUGGAAGUGAAUUUAGUCUCGAUUCCAGUACAAAGGAAGAUGAUGAAAUGGAUCAUAAAUGUCAAGCAAGACGAAAUAAACGUCCAGUUACCUUGCGGGUGGCUUUGAGAUUCCCAACAAAAAAUUCAAGUGGAAAAAAAGAUGAAAAAACACCAAGCAGACUGCCAACACGAAAUUCAAAAAAACUGCCACAGGCAGAAGCACCAAAGCUGGAAAAAGAUGCAGAGUCUGACUGUGACUCUGAUCAAGAAGAAAAGGGUGAAAGGUUCCUGGAGAAAAGGGCACUGAAUAUUAAAGAGAACAAAGCAAUGCUUGCCAAACUUAUGGCAGAAUUAAAGAACAUUCCAGGGAUUUUUGGCAGAUCUCCGCUAUCUAACACUCCACCUAAACCAAGACGGCCAUCAGGAAAGUUUAUAGAAGGCAGUCUCAGAAAAAACCCAGAACGAACAUCCAGGCCUCACACAAGGUCCCAGUCGUUAAUUGAUGGGCCUCCUACUCCACCACCUGAGGAGGAUGAAGAUGACAAGUACAGCUUGGUUAGAAAACGAAAGUUUACAGAUGAAGACUCUGAGAAUGAAACUCCAGUGCCUCGAAGAGUUCGAACAAGUACGGGUGCCCUGACUCUUCCUCAUAUAAUACGUCCAGCUGAAGAAAUUACAGAGGAAGAGCUGGAUAACAUAUGUGUAAAUGUUCGAGAAAAGGUCUACAACAGAACUACGGGUUCUACUUGCCACCAGUGUCGUCAGAAGACAAUCGACACAAAAACAAACUGCCGCAAUCCAGACUGCAUUGGGGUUAGAGGACAGUUCUGUGGUCCAUGUCUCCGUAAUAGAUAUGGAGAAGAUGUUAAAACCGCAUUGCUUGAUCCUGAUUGGCGCUGUCCACCUUGCCGUGGUAUCUGCAACUGCAGCUUCUGUAGACAACGUGAUGGUCGAUGUGCUACAGGUGUUCUUGUGUACUUAGCCAAAUACCAUGGCUAUGAUAAUGUUCAUGCUUAUCUGAAAAGCCUUCAACGUGAGCUUGAAAUGGAAGAGGAGGGCUAGUGCUGAGAUGUGAUGAAGCUUCUGGAUUGAUAUGUUUUAUACUUUCAUAAAUAUUGUACAACAUUUUAAGGGGCUUUCAUCUUGUGGUCUGGGGUUUUCCAGUCUUGACUAUUGAAAAGUGGCUGUGAAUUUUAACUAGUUGGGAUUGGUUCUCAAACUGACCAGUUUUAGUUUUUUGUUCUUUAGAGGACAAAUUGUGUUAGAACACAGUUUCAGAUAUUUUGUGCAGUAAUGAUGCAUGAGUAUAUGGUUGUGUGUACACACCCUUUUCUGAAAUGUUCUAGUAAUGCUUUUGUAGUGAAUUGCUUUAUAGUGUUUACAUGGUGCGAUUCUAGUUUGUCCUACUUUUAAUUUUGUAUACUCUGGUCAGCCUUGCCUGAAUACCUUCAUAAAUGUUGAUGAAAUUG